Molecule: messenger RNA, 1998 nt
Organism: Rubroshorea leprosula
Lineage: Eukaryota; Viridiplantae; Streptophyta; Magnoliopsida; Malvales; Dipterocarpaceae
Source: the annotation of a GenBank genome assembly
CUUCGCAUUCGCCGGCUGGAAUAAGAUUGCCGAUUCUGAACGAUAUCACCUCUCGCAAAAGCCUUGAGCAGUUGAGAAUCAUUAACCAGCACUGCCAUUGAAAACAUUACCUCAUAAGCAGCUCUCUCUUUUGGUGCAUGCGUAGACUUUGAUCAUUUUACUACUUUCAAAGUUUUUCUGAGAGAAAUGAACUCAGUGGCCGUGGAUCCUGUGAGUAAUGACAUUGAACCUAAAAGAAUUGGGUCGCUUGGUACAACAAGCAGUGCAGGCUCUUCAUUUAGAAGGCGCUCUUUGAGUAUAUCACGAGCUCAUUCCUUUCAAUUAAGCGAUGACAUUGAAAGUGAGGCAGUUUCUCUGGCAGGAGAUGCUGGUGAUUUGGCUCUUCAUAGCAGUAGGCAUAGUCAGAGUAGCAGAAUAAGCUUUUCCAUUGAUAACGCAUUGGAGAGUGGUGCAGUGUUUCCAAUUCCAGAAGAUAACAUGUUGCGAUCAUAUGGAUUUUGGGGCCGUGAUCCACCAACACAAAAUGCAAUCUCCCCUGUGUCACCAAUGCCAGAGGAAAUCAUAUCUCCUCUUUCCACAACUGCACUGAAUUUCUCUGAGGAGAAAGAUCAAGAUGAAGAUGAAGCUCUGCCUUUGUUUUUGGAGUAUAUAUAUUGUCUUCUCCAUUUAGCUGUUUUUGGAAUUCUUGGGAUUUUAUCCAGAUAUUUGUUGCAGAGACUCUUUGGGCCUAGUACUGCUGGUCUAACCAGCCAUCAAAGCAUUCUAUACCUGGACCUUCCUUCUAAUAUGGUUGGUUCCUUCUUGAUGGGUUGGUGGGGGGUUGUUUUCAAAGAGGAGAUAUCUAGAGUGUCUAAUCAUUUGGCAAUUGGAUUGACAACUGGAUAUUUGGGAAGCCUUACAACUUUCAGUGGUUGGAAUCAGGAUAUGCUUGAUCUCAGUGUACAUGGACGCUGGCUAUUUUCUCUAUUUGGCUUUCUAUUUGGCCUGUUUCUUGCAGAUCGUUUCCUCAUUUUUGGGAUUGAGACGGCUAAGGGUUUCCGCUGGUUAGUCAAAAGGGUAAACAGAAGUAAAGAAAGAGAAAUGUGUAGCACUAAGAGGAAGUGGAGGGUGAACAGGUACAGUCGACAUUGGGCAGUAAUGGUAGUGUUACUGCUGUUUCUUGGUGUUUUAUGGAGUGUCAGUGGAGCUUUGCUAAAGGAGGAGUUCAACAGUACUAGCAGCGGACCUCAGUUGUGGCUGGCUUGCUUGGUUGGACCACUGGGUGUGUGGAUCAGGUGGUUCUUAGCUCGACUUAAUGGCCGUGGGUUAGGAAAGGCAGGAAUCUUAAGGUGGGUUCCAUUUGGGACCCUAGCUGCUAAUGUUUCUGCAGCUUGUGUCAUGGCAGGGUUGGCUACCUUGAAAAAAGCGGUAAAUACCAGGACUUGCGAAACUGUUGUAGAUGGUAUUCAGUUGGGAUUCUUGGGUUGUUUGAGUACCGUUUCUACUUUCAUUGCCGAGUUCAAUGCAAUGAGAGGAAGUCAUCGGCCUUGGAGAGCAUAUGCUUAUGCCCUAUCUACAAUAGGUCUCUCAUUUGUUUUUGGGGUUCUUCUCUACGAUUUACCCGUUUGGGUAAAAGGCUACAAGUAAAACUUGAUGCGUUUCGAUGCCAGUCGCUUUCUUUUGGAUAUGCUUCUAAGCAGUGCGGAGAAUGAUGCAGAAACUUGAAUUUAUCAGGGAGAAAACCCAGCAACGAUUUAUAAAUUAUUGGAGUCAAUUCUAAUUGUAAGAUGCAUAUUUCUAUAUAACUUCUGAUUCUUUUUCUUGGAAUCAAAGUCUGUCUUUUUAAAGAGUAGUUAGCAUUAGACCAUUAGGUUUCAGACUUCAGUUAAUGAGAUCGAGAUAAUUGUUUCUUUGGAAAUUGUAAAUGAAACCUUGUUUUAUCAUGCUACAGAAGUUAUUGAGAAUGAGAAAAUAGAAGGGAAGAGUUUCAUGGUUUUUGAAGAAAUCUUGACAAUAAUC